Molecule: messenger RNA, 886 nt
Organism: Fomitiporia mediterranea MF3/22
Lineage: Eukaryota; Fungi; Basidiomycota; Agaricomycetes; Hymenochaetales; Hymenochaetaceae
Exons: 3
Coding region: 388-714 (108 amino acids)
Source: RefSeq, a predicted model, not a curated record
AUUUUUAAUGUGUUGAACAAAUGUACAGACAUCUUCCAAUUUAAACUGCUAUAGUACUCUACAUGUGUUAACUUCAUAUUCCUUCUGUCGUUUGCUAGAAGUGCGAGACGGCAUAAUAAAAGAAAUGGUGAUGAAGAAAAAGAAGGAAGACAACAGCGUGUGUCAGGGAAUGACUAGAAAUACAAAGAACAGCCUGGGUAUUUGUGAGAUAGAAAUAACUUUGGACGUAGAAUGCUGCAAUAAAGCAUAGAAAAAGAAGAGAAAGGGGACUGCCACAAUUUCAUUAGGAAGACACAUUCUUUUGAUCCAACCAGCAAAACCCGAGAAAGAGACGCAUAAGUAAUUCUUUAUUCUUGCCGACUGAAUUCCGCUUGCGACAGGUUGAGCAUGAAGCACCCAGAUUUGAACGCAUCUGGUAGUUCGAAGCUCUUUACAGGCUUCGACGCCGACUUCGGUGCAAUGGAAGCAAACGGCCUGAGUGGUCGCGAAGUAGGGAAGGCAUGUACUCGUUGUGUGCCUACAGAUGGCAGACCAUUGACGCUAGCACUGCCUUUUCCUGCUGCUGCGGAGUGCGAACAGGCCAGAGGCGAGGACCUAGCUGGCGCGUGCCUGGUUUGUUGCCUCGGAUUGAAAGUCGCAUUUAGAGUUACGGUGGCCAUUGAAAUUGGUAAGUAUCCGCAAUUAGCUCCCCCAACGUCUAGGUUUUCACACUGAUGGUCUCCAACAGACUAGCUCGCGUGCCACAAAGAGAAUGAGGUGGCAGGAAAACAACUUUAUAUUUGCUUCACAGACUUCGGGAUGAACGAACGGACGAGCGGCUGGAAUACGAAGAGAGUGGCGAACUCGCAGCAGGCCCUUGGUGCACUCUUUAUAAACAAGAGCAGAU